AUGGCGGCCUCCCAAGCUGAAGCUGGGCCGAGCUUUGCUCCCAGCCUCUCUCUCCUGCCAGCCAAUGUCCUCACCAUCUUCCUCGCUCGCUUCCACGUCCGCCACGGCAACCAGAUCGAGUACCAGUACCCUCCGCCGCCCAAGGGCAGCACUGCCGACAACGCAAAGCUGAUCGACAUCGACGAAGGUCAAGCCCAGGUUCUUCACGAUGCGAACCACUCCGUCGAUCUCACCGGCGUCGAGUGGAAGGUGCUCCCCAGUGGCGGGCAUCUCGUCGACAAGGACGUCAUCUACUUUCAGACCUCCCACAAAGGCAGCACUGGCGUAGCGUGUUUCCGCAACAUCGCGCUCAGCGACAACGUUGCCGACGAGGAUGCUGCCAGACAGCGUGGAGCUCGCAUGGUGAGCGUAGGCCUCAUACUGCAGUGUGAAGGACACGCUGAACAGCAUGCAUCUUCGCUCGCACAGCAGCUCGCCAUCGUGCCCCACCUCUCGAACCUCGAGAAGCUCGCCGACGACCUUGCACUCGAUCCAAAAGACACCUCGUCGCUUCAGAGGUACUACGAGAUGCACAAGGCUCACACCGCCUCCACCAACAGCACCACGACUCCAACCAUGGACGGCAAGCGAAUGAAGCAGUUGCGCAUGCGCCGUCGUCGAGAUCCACGCAAUCUACCGCACGAUCCCAUCUCACACAUGUCAGCCCUGUGCGGCUCGCUCGGUGCGCUCCUCCCGCAUCUACUCAAAAAGCUCAUGCUGCCACGACAUCGAUUGCUCAUCUUCUCCCCCUCGCCGCCCAUCGUACACGCCGCCCACCUCGGAUACAACCUCGCCGACCUGGUUGCGCUCGGCAUCGCGAGGUCUGGCAAAAGGCACGAGAAUCUGCAGGCGUUCGCACGGCGCUGGAUUGUCCAGAUCAAAGGUCAGAUCGGCGUACAUGAUAUCACGGCUUUGGAAGACGAGGAGCGUCGUCGGAGCCAAAGUCCGGGACUGGAGCCAAGCUGGAUCGCGUGGUCGACGGACAAGAUUCUGUUGGACAAGCCGCACCUCUUCGACAGCGUGUUGGAUCUGACACCGCUCAUUUCGCGCGACUCGAACGGCGUGCUCGACGAGAUGUGUUUGGAGAGCGCUUCGACCAUGGCGAGGUUGUGGACUGUCGUACGUCCUUCCCCGUCGGCCGGUCGAGCGAAUGCAAAGGCACAACUGAAAGCGCAAAGCUGGACAACACGCGAGUUUGCGACGUUCAACGAGCUGGAUGCGCAAGCGCAGCGUCAUGCCGAGCGAGCGGAACGGCUCGGUGCCGGAGCCUGCAUCAGCCGUCGCAAGUCGAGGAACAAGCUGGUGCGGUCUACCACUCGUCGCUCGGAGGAGCAGCGGAAUGGCGACGUCGAAUACACGCACGAGCAGACGAGUGCGGUAUCGCAAUGGCGCGGUGGGUGUGCGCGAUCGCCCCGCCGCAGUGGAGCAGGGACGGUGAGUGCGGCGCUCGCCUUCCUGCGCUACUGGUUGGCGGGAUGGUGGUUCCUCCCCAGUCACUGGCGAUAUGGUCUUCCCGCAGCGUACGUUUUGCCGUUGGGAAUUCGGGGUGACGGCGGCGUGCGAGCGAGCAUCCUCGUCAUGCCCGAAGACGAGAGCGAUAGCGAAGUGUCCGAUCCGGAUCUGGAAGACGAUCGGGAGAUUGCUGCUGAGGACGAAGAGGAGGAAGAACGACGCAGUGCGCUCGCUAUCGAACCGGAGAUGCUGACGGAAUCGAUGCCCGUGACGGAGCAGACGAGCACCAACAGCUCGUCCGACACUUCGGGGCUCGACCUGCCCCACGCGCACCGUCACCACCACCUCGUACCGCCCGAUCCACUGCUCGCCGCGGUUGGAGCAAGCCACCUGCGCGGGGAGAGCGACCGCAUGUCGCACGCCUCGCUCCAUCGUCGUCGUUCCACCGAUCGAAGCCUCUACGCCCGCUCCUCCUCCGGCGACCACCCGCUCCUCGACGACGACGAGAACGAAACGCGUUUCCGCUCGAUCCUGUCCGGCUCGCUGUGGAUGGUCUGGUCGCACUGGACCAGCGCGCUGGUGUCCGGCCUGCUCGAUGUGCUCGAAGACCGACUGGCGGGGCUUGAGCAGGAGGACGAAACCGAGGCGCUGAUCACCAAGUUUCGCGCGGGUCUCGAGGUGAGCUUGGGUGCCAAGGACAUGGCUUCGCUGGGGUUGAGUGCGGGGAAUGCGUUGGAUGUGGCGUUGGUCGAGACGCUAGGUGGGCUGGUCUUGAACGCGUUGACCGAGACGCUGGGGGAGGGGGAGGCGAGAGUGUGCGUGGAUAAGGGGUGGUCGGUGUUCAGGUGGUUGUUGUGA
Molecule: messenger RNA, 2349 nt
Organism: Kalmanozyma brasiliensis GHG001
Lineage: Eukaryota; Fungi; Basidiomycota; Ustilaginomycetes; Ustilaginales
Product: Protein of unknown function DUF2347
Exons: 1
Coding region: 1-2349 (782 amino acids)
Cellular component (GO): lipid droplet
Source: RefSeq, a predicted model, not a curated record